Messenger RNA from Hansenula anomala, 1665 nucleotides. RefSeq names its product rRNA-processing protein SAS10 (gene SAS10). Gene Ontology annotation, cellular component: small-subunit processome; nucleolus. NCBI's taxonomy places the organism in Eukaryota, Fungi, Ascomycota, Saccharomycetes, Phaffomycetales, Wickerhamomycetaceae. The coding region runs from base 1 to 1665 and encodes 554 amino acids. The transcript has a single exon. Gene Ontology annotation, biological process: maturation of SSU-rRNA from tricistronic rRNA transcript (SSU-rRNA, 5.8S rRNA, LSU-rRNA). The record is from RefSeq and is a predicted model, not a curated record.
AUGGCAAAGAGAGGUCAAGCUAAAUCAAGAGCUCAAACAGAUGAAGAUUUCGGACUGGAUGAAGUUGAUUCUUUCCAUGCUGAAAGAGAAAAGAUUCUAUUAAACGAAGCUGGCCCAAGUAGGCAAAGAGAUGAGGAUGAAGAUAGCGAUGAGGAAGUUUUAGGAGUCUCAGAUGCCAGUGAUUCAGAAGAGGAUGAUGAAGCUGAAUUCUUUGGAAAGAAGGAUGAGGAGGAUGUUGAAGAUGAAGAAGAUGAAGGUGCAUGGGGUUCAACAAAAGGUGCAUAUUAUGGUGCUGAUGAUUUGGAUGAUGAAGAAUCAGCUAAACUUAUAGAAGAAGAAGCAUUACGUCAACAGAAAAGACAUUUAGAAGAGCUUAACAUGGAUGAUUUCGUUGAUGAAGAGGUCGAAGAAGAAUGGACAAAGAGCGCAAAGAAACAUGAUUUUGGCAGUACAGAUGCCUCUUCCAACAAGACCUUGCAAACUUUUCAAAGCAUUUCACAACUUGAUCCAAAAGCUAAGCGCAAAUAUAUCUCAACCUCACAUCCAGAGUUCAUACCCUUAUCCAAAGAGCUUUCCAAAUUGAAGCCUACAUUAGAUGGUUUGAAAGAACGUAAAGAUGAGAAUGAAGUUUUGAAUGUUAAAUUUACGGCAUUAUCUGCGUACUUGGGUGCUAUAAGUUCAUAUUUUGCUGUCUUUUUGGCUCUUUUGAAAGACGAAGAACCAUUUACAAUGAAAGAACAUCCAGUCAUGGAAUGUAUAUUGAGUUCCAAAGAAGUUUGGAGACAGGCUAGUGAGCUAUAUGAAGAUGAUGUUUCUUUAAGUGAUGAUGAAAAAUACAACACCAAAGCUUUGGAUAAUUCCGAAAACAAUUCAUCUGAGGAUGCAUCAGAUAAUGACGAAGAUGUUUUUGAUUCAGCGUCAGAGAGUAUGGGUGAAGCUGAACAGGAUGAGGAAGAAAGUGAAGUAGAAAUUGAUAUAUCUAAGCCUCGUAAUUUCAAGAAGGUUAAGUCACAAGCACAAGAAGAUUUCGCUGAAGGUGAAAUUGCUGAUGUUGAUGCAGAAGAAAAGAAGACUCGUAAGCGUACUUUGCGUUUCUACACUUCCAAAAUUGAUCAACAAGCAAAGAAAAAUGAUGAAAGAUACACUGGUGACUUGGAUAUCCCUUACAAAGAACGUCUGUUUGAAAGACAACAAAGAUUGAUUGAGGAAGCUCGUAAACGUGGUCAACAUGAUGAUAAUGGUGAAGAUUUAGAUGCCGAAAAUGACUAUGAUUCACAAGAUGAAAAAGAUGCCAGAGAAGUCAACGCUGACAAUGAUUCAUACUACAACACAAUUAAAUCUUCUAAAAUCAAAGAAAAAACUCAAAGAAUAGAGGCUCACAACCAAGCUGUUAAAGCUGCAAAAGAAGGUAAAUUGGCUGAACUACAAGAAAACCUGGGAGAAGAUGGUAAGCGUGCUUUGAAUUAUCAAAUAUUGAAAAACAAAGGUCUUACUCCACAUCGUAAUAAAGAUAACAGAAACUCCCGUGUUAAAAAGAGAAAGAAGUAUGAAAAAGCACAAAAGAAACUCAAAUCUACACGUGCUGUUUAUUCACAACCUUCUGGUCCAUAUGAAGGUGAAAAGACUGGUAUUAAGAAGAAUUUGACAAGAUCCACCAAAUUUUGA